CUGCCCUUUCACCAAUCACCCACCAACCCGCCGCCGGUGCGUCCCCUGCAGGCUCCUCCUCCUCUUCUUCCAUGCAGGCUCGCACGCACACGUGGCACGCCCGCGUUGCCUUCCUACUCCCGCCGCCGACCGCCUGUCUCUUCGUCCCAGAAGGCCCCCUCCGCCACAGCCAUGUGUGUAUAAAUUCGUCGCCCCCUGCCGCCGCAUCCAUCUCCAUCCCUGGGCUGGAGGCUGCAGGAGAGCGCUUCGUUCCCGCUGUGCCGUGCUCGCUUCGUCUUCUCCAUUCCACCGCCGCCGCCGCCGCCGCCGCCAAGAAAACAAGGCAUGCUAAAUCUGGCAGCGUACCAUUAUUAUUAGGCAGCCAUUACUCAGCACUCACUCACUGCUGUUAGAGAGGCGUUUCCAAUUCCAAUUCCAUUUCCAUUUCGCCGCGACGACCGGCCGGGAGGAUCUCGAUCGUCGGACAUCGGAGAACGAAGCUAGUCCAGGCCGCCGCCGCCGCGCGCCGGCUGUUCUUGGAAACAGGCCGCCGCCCCGGCGUACGUCGUCGCGGCGAGAGUCUGCUCGGAGUUUCACGGUGGUUUCCAUUUGAUCGAUUCGGACACGCAUGAUUGAUUGAUCGCCCGGCUGGUUGGUCUGUCGUUCGUCGCCGGCGUGCUUCUCGUGCAAUGAGCGACGUCUCCGUCCGCUUUGUGGUGGCGGUGGCGGUGGCGGCGGUGGCCGCCAUCUCGCUCGCCGCCGCGGUGUCCGCCGCGUCCGCCGCUCACGACUACGGCGACGCGCUGCACAAGAGCCUGCUCUACUUCGAGGCGCAGCGGUCGGGGCGUCUACCGUACAACCAGCGGGUGCGGUGGCGUGGCCACUCGGGGCUCACCGACGGGCUGGAGCAAGGCGUGGACCUGGUGGGCGGCUACUACGACGCCGGCGACCACGUGAAGUUCGGCCUGCCCAUGGCGUUCACGGUGACGCUCCUCUCCUGGGGCAUGCUCGAGUACGGCGGCGGCGUGGCGGACGCCGGGGAGCUGGCGCACGCGCUGCAGGCCAUCAAGUGGGGCACCGACUACUUCGUCAAGGCGCACACGGCGCCCACCGAGCUGUGGGCGCAGGUGGGCGACGGCGACUCCGACCACUACUGCUGGCAGCGGCCCGAGGACAUGACCACGUCGCGGCGGGCGUACAAGGUGGACGCGGAACACCCGGGCUCCGAGGUCGCCGCCGAGACCGCCGCCGCCAUGGCCGCCGCGUCCGCCGUGUUCCGCGCCGCCGGCGACGCGCACUACGCGCACCUGCUGCUCCACCACGCGCAGCAGCUGUUCGACUUCGCCGACACCUACCGGGGACGCUACGACGACAGCGUCGACGUGGUCAAGAGCUACUACCCGUCCUCCAGCGGCUACCAGGACGAGCUGCUGUGGGCGGCGCUCUGGCUGCACCGCGUCACCGGCCGCCGUGACUACCUCCGCUACGCGCUCGACAACGCCGAGGCGUUCGGCGGCACCGGCUGGGCCGUCUCCGAGUUCAGCUGGGACAUCAAGUACGCCGGCCUCCAGGUUCUCGCAUCCCAGCUGCUGGUGGAGGCGAAGGAGCAGCGGCUGCGGCUGAGCGCGGAGGAGGUGGCGGUGGUGGAGCAGCUGCGGUCCAAGGCGGAGUACUACGUGUGCUCGUGCAUGAACCGGAACCCCGGCGGCGCGAAGCACAACGCCGGCCGCACCCCGGCGGGGCUGCUCUUCAUCCGCCCCUGGAACAACCUCCAGUACGCCUCCGGCGCGGCCUUCCUCCUCACCGUCUACUCCGACGUCCUCUCCUCCCUCGACCAGCCCCUCCGCUGCGGCGGCUCUGGCGACGACGACGGCGAGCCCGCCGCCGCCGGCGACGCCGGCGAGGUGCUGGCGUUCGCCAAGUCCCAGGCCGACUACAUCCUGGGCACGAACCCGAUGCGCACCAGCUACCUGGUCGGGUACGGCGCGGCGUACCCGCGGCAGGUGCACCACCGCGCGGCGUCGAGCGCGUCGUACAGUCACGACCGGGACUUCAUCGGCUGCCUGCAGGGGUUCGACUCGUGGUACAGCGCGCGGCGGGAGAACCCAAACGACCUCGUCGGCGCCGUCGUCGGCGGGCCCAACGGCGAGGACGUCUUCAACGACCAGCGCGGCGCGUACAUGCAGACCGAGGCCUGCACGUACAACACGGCGCCCAUGGUCGGGGUCUUCUCCAAGCUCAUGCAGCUGGAGGGGCAGUCGCCGCGCCCGGCGCCGGCGCCGGCGGAGGAUCUUUGAUAGAAGACGUCGUUUUCCUUGAAAGAUUUCAAUGACAAAUGGUGGGAAAUAAACAUUUCAUUUCAUUUAAAAAGAGUACAGGGAGAUGUGAUAUUGAUUUUAGGAUGGAUGUGUGUGUAUACAUGAUGAUUCUUUUUGUUAAUUCCUACUAGAGACUACCGUAAUUGUUUCAUGUUUUUGCACAUAACAAAGGAAUCGAAAAGAAGGAAUAUAAUUUUCAAGUGGACCA
Sorghum bicolor (sorghum) is the source of this 2505-nucleotide messenger RNA. RefSeq names its product endoglucanase 5. The coding region runs from base 669 to 2276 and encodes 535 amino acids. Gene Ontology annotation, biological process: carbohydrate metabolic process. Gene Ontology annotation, molecular function: hydrolase activity, hydrolyzing O-glycosyl compounds. The transcript is spliced from 2 exons. The record is from RefSeq and is a predicted model, not a curated record. Lineage: Eukaryota; Viridiplantae; Streptophyta; Magnoliopsida; Poales; Poaceae.